AUGUUAAUGUCAGGCUACCAAAGCCACCUUACUCCUUUUGCUGGUCUCGUCCCUUCUCUACUCAACCCAUCUUUCCAGCAACUUCCACCUUCACAGCAGCAAAUGGAAAAAAUAGCAGACGCAAUAAUUGAAGCGAGAUACGGCGGAAUCAGUGGCAUGCGAAAACAACGAAGAUCGCGAACAGCUUUCACCGCUCAACAACUUCAAACUCUUGAACGCGCAUUCGAGACAACUCAGUAUCCAGAUGUACUUACUCGCGAGCGACUUGCUCUUUGCACAAACUUGCCAGAAGCGCGUGUCCAAGUUUGGUUCAAGAAUCGAAGAGCCAAAUUCAGAAAAAUGCAAAAAGCUGUCGAAACUCCAGCUAAAUCCACGAGCCCAAAAGCCGAAUCUUGUGAGCCCACCAACGAAAACCUUUCAGUCAAAAACGAUGACUCUGAAGCAGACACAGAAUUCAAAGGAUCUGCUGACAGUCCCGAAGAGAUCCCUAGACCAAGCCAAGCUGUUAGCCACUCCAUUCUCAACAUAUUUUCCCAGACAGAGCGCUACCGAUCCUCUCUCUACCGAAAUCAUCUUCCUAGUCUGGCUACUGGCUUCCCAACAUUUCGGCCAGACUUGCAACUUCCUCUUCUAUCUCAGUUCGCAUCUGCUCAGAAUUAUUUGUCUCAGAUGUCCCGACUUCCACUGACUACUGAGAUGAGUACCCCAUAUCAACCGUCACCACGACUUAUUUCAUCUGCAGUUUUUGAUGAAACCCCAAUCGAAGUCGUCAAGAGCGAGCUCGUAGAGUGA
Messenger RNA from Oikopleura dioica, 792 nucleotides. The record is from the annotation of a GenBank genome assembly. NCBI's taxonomy places the organism in Eukaryota, Metazoa, Chordata, Appendicularia, Copelata, Oikopleuridae.